Molecule: messenger RNA, 946 nt
Organism: Mesorhabditis belari
Lineage: Eukaryota; Metazoa; Nematoda; Chromadorea; Rhabditida; Rhabditidae
Source: the annotation of a GenBank genome assembly
UGGUAUCAUUAUCUUGGGAUUUGUUAUUUUCGACAAAAUGCGAGAAGAUGAUCGAGUUGCCAUUCACGAAGCUAUGGAGCAACAAACUAUCUCAAUUGCCAAGGCUGGAAUCACUACAACUCUAAAUUCAAGAUGCUCGGUUCUGGCUGCAGCUAAUAGUGUCUUUGGACGUUGGGAUGAUUCUCGUGGAAGUGAAAACAUUGAUUUCUUGCCUACAAUUCUUUCUCGAUUCGACAUGAUCUACAUUGUGAAAGAUGCCCAUGAUAUGAGUAAAGACGCGAUUUUGGCCAAGCACGUCAUAGAAGUACACGUUCAUGCGGCAAACAGUCAAACGGAUACUUUGAACUUGGACGGAGUUGCCAUUUCGGACAAAAUGGAGGUCAUGGACAAGGAUGGCUACUUGACGCUUGACUUUUUGAAGAAAUACGUCUCGUUUGCUCGCCAAAAUUGUGGACCUCGUCUUACGGACACGGCCAGCAACAAACUUGUGAAUCAUUAUAUUCGAAUGAGGAAUCCGACGCCAGAAGAAAACACUGGACAAAAGUUGAUGAAGGAUAAACCAAGUGCAAUUCCGAUUACUGUUCGACAACUUGAGGCUAUCAUCCGUAUUAGUGAGAUGGAACUGGCACCACUUGCCUCGGAGCGUCACAUCGAUGAGGCUUUGCGUCUUUUCCGUGUCUCGACUAUGGAAGCUGCUGCAACUGGAAAUCUUUCGGGUAUCGAAGGUUUCACAAGCGAUGAAGAUCAAGAAGCAAUCUCACGCAUUGAGAAACAGCUCAAGAAGCGAUUCGCCGUUGGCACCCAUGUUAGUGAACAUCUCAUCGUUCAAGACUUCGUUCAAAGACAACAUUAUCGGGAAUCACUUGUGAAAAAGGUUAUCAAUGCUCUCAUCAGACGCGGGGACUUGCAACAAAAAAUGCAACGAAAAAUGUUGUAUCGUGUUCGU